GGAGCUCGUCACGCGGCGCCACCGUCACAGCACCAGCAGCAGCCAGCGAGCAGCAUCAGUUCCAGGCUCGGGGGACCCUCUCCGGUGCCAGUGCCCAUGCGGGGCCGCCGCCAGUGACGCCUGGGAGGUGACUCUGCCCUCUCUGGGGCAAGUGCAGCGGCUGAAUUACCAACACACGCCACAGAAAUGGCCGGGGCUUCUGUGAAGGUGGCGGUCCGCGUCCGCCCCUUCAAUUCCCGGGAAAUGAGCCGCGACUCCAAGUGCAUCAUCCAGAUGUCAGGAAGCACCACCACUAUUGUUAACCCCAAACAGCCCAAGGAGACACCCAAGAGCUUCAGCUUUGACUACUCCUACUGGUCACAUACCUCGCCCGAGGACAUCAACUAUGCCUCUCAGAAGCAGGUGUACAGGGACAUUGGAGAAGAGAUGCUGCAGCAUGCCUUUGAGGGCUACAAUGUGUGCAUCUUUGCCUAUGGGCAGACAGGGGCGGGCAAGUCCUACACCAUGAUGGGGAAGCAAGAGAAGGACCAACAAGGCAUCAUCCCACAGCUCUGUGAAGACCUCUUCUCUCGCAUCAAUGACACGACCAAUGACAACAUGUCCUACUCAGUGGAGGUCAGCUACAUGGAGAUUUACUGUGAGCGGGUCCGUGACCUCCUGAACCCCAAGAACAAAGGCAACCUGCGUGUGAGGGAACACCCUCUGCUGGGGCCCUAUGUGGAAGACCUCUCCAAACUGGCUGUAACCUCCUACAAUGACAUCCAGGACCUCAUGGACUCAGGGAACAAGGCUAGGACUGUGGCAGCCACAAACAUGAACGAGACCAGCAGCCGUUCCCACGCUGUCUUCAACAUCAUCUUCACCCAGAAGCGCCACGAUGCAGAGACCAACAUCACCACAGAGAAAGUGAGCAAAAUCAGCCUUGUGGACCUGGCUGGCAGUGAACGAGCUGACUCCACCGGAGCCAAGGGCACACGACUCAAGGAGGGAGCCAACAUCAACAAGUCUUUGACUACUCUGGGAAAGGUCAUCUCUGCCCUGGCUGAAAUGGACUCUGGACCCAACAAGAACAAGAAAAAAAAGAAGACAGAUUUCAUCCCUUACCGAGACUCUGUAUUGACCUGGCUUCUCCGGGAAAACCUGGGUGGCAAUUCAAGGACAGCCAUGGUGGCAGCCCUGAGCCCAGCAGACAUCAACUAUGAUGAGACCCUCAGCACACUGAGAUAUGCAGACCGGGCCAAACAGAUCCGCUGUAACGCCAUUAUCAAUGAAGACCCUAAUAACAAGCUGAUUCGAGAGCUGAAGGAUGAGGUGACCAGGCUGCGAGACCUGCUGUACGCCCAAGGUCUUGGCGAUAUCACUGACACCAACACUGUGCCUGGAGGACCCAAAUUGACCAAUGCCUUGGUGGGCAUGAGCCCCUCAUCUUCGCUGUCGGCCCUGUCCAGCCGCGCGGCCUCAGUGUCCAGUCUCCAUGAGCGUAUCUUGUUUGCUCCAGGCAGUGAGGAGGCUAUUGAAAGGCUGAAGGAAACAGAGAAGAUCAUCGCUGAACUCAAUGAGACUUGGGAGGAGAAGCUGCGGCGGACAGAAGCCAUCCGGAUGGAGAGGGAAGCCUUGCUGGCUGAGAUGGGUGUAGCCAUGAGAGAAGAUGGUGGCACCUUGGGUGUGUUUUCUCCCAAAAAGACACCUCAUCUUGUCAACCUGAACGAGGAUCCAUUGAUGUCUGAGUGCCUCCUCUACUACAUCAAAGAUGGAGUUACCAGAGUGGGCAGAGAAGAUGCAGAGAGGCGGCAAGACAUCGUCCUGAGUGGGCACUUCAUCAAGGAGGAGCAUUGCAUCUUCCGGAGCGACUCCCGGGGAGGUGGAGAAGCCGUGGUGACCCUGGAGCCCUGUGAAGGAGCUGACACGUAUGUCAAUGGCAAGAAAGUCACUGAGCCCAGCAUCCUUCGGUCAGGAAACCGCAUCAUCAUGGGAAAGAGCCACGUGUUCCGGUUUAACCAUCCCGAGCAGGCCCGCCAAGAGCGGGAGCGAACACCCUGUGCAGAGACACCUGCUGAGCCAGUGGACUGGGCCUUCGCCCAGCGUGAGCUGUUGGAGAAACAGGGCAUCGACAUGAAGCAGGAGAUGGAGCAGAGGCUCCAGGAGCUGGAGGACCAGUACCGGCGGGAACGGGAGGAGGCCACAUACCUGCUGGAGCAGCAGAGGCUGGACUAUGAGAGUAAGCUGGAGGCCCUCCAGAAGCAGAUGGAUUCCAGGUACUACCCAGAGGUGAAUGAGGAGGAGGAAGAGCCAGAGGAUGAAGUCCAGUGGACAGAGCGGGAAUGUGAGCUGGCAUUGUGGGCCUUCCGGAAAUGGAAAUGGUACCAGUUCACUUCUCUACGGGACCUGCUGUGGGGCAAUGCCAUCUUCCUGAAGGAGGCCAAUGCCAUCAGUGUGGAGCUGAAGAAGAAGGUCCAGUUCCAGUUCGUCCUCCUCACAGACACCCUCUACUCCCCGCUGCCGCCAGACCUACUGCCUCCAGAAGCAGCCAAAGACCGAGAGACACGGCCCUUCCCGCGAACCAUCGUGGCAGUAGAGGUCCAGGACCAGAAGAAUGGGGCCACCCACUACUGGACGCUAGAGAAACUCAGGCAACGCCUGGACCUGAUGCGGGAGAUGUAUGACAGGGCCGCGGAGGUGCCCUCCAGCGUCGUUGAGGACUGUGACAACGUGGUGACUGGCGGGGACCCCUUCUAUGACCGCUUCCCCUGGUUCCGGCUGGUGGGCAGUUCAGUCAUCUCUGGCUGCAACAGCUACCCUCUUCUCAACACAUGCAUGAGCGAGCGCAUGGCUGCUCUCACCCCCUCCCCCACCUUCUCAAGCCCCGACUCCGACACCACCGAGCCUGCCGAGGAGCAGAGCGUGGGGGAGGAGGAGGAGGAGGAGGAGGAGGAGGAGGAGGACCUGGAGGACGACGUCUUUCCGAAGCACACGCUGUGCGAAGGCCGGGACCCGUUUUACGACCGGCCCCCCCUGUUCAGUUUAGUAGGAAGGGCCUUCGUGUACCUGAGCAACCUGCUGUACCCCGUGCCCCUGGUGCACCGCGUGGCCAUCGUCAGCGAAAAGGGAGAGGUGAAAGGCUUCCUCCGUGUGGCGGUGCAGGCUAUCUCAGCUGACGAAGAGGCUCCGGAUUAUGGCUCAGGUGUCCGUCAGUCAGGAACUGCUAAAAUCUCCUUUGAUGACCAGCAUUUUGAAAAGUUUCAGUCUGAAUCCUGCCCUGUGGUGGGGAUGUCCCGCUCAGGGACCUCCCAGGAGGAGCUGCGCAUUGUCGAAGGCCAGGGUCAGGGUGCUGACUCUGGGCCUUCAGCUGAUGAGGUCAACAACAACACCUGCUCAGCUGUGCCUCCUGAAGGCCUCCUAGACAGCCCUGAGAAGUCUGCCCUGGAUGGGCCCCUAGACACGGCCCUGGACCACCUCCGUCUAGGCAGCACCUUCACCUUCCGUGUGACGGUCCUGCAGGCAUCCAGCAUCUCUGCUGAAUACGCCGACAUCUUCUGCCAGUUCAACUUUAUCCACCGCCAUGAUGAGGCCUUCUCCACUGAGCCCCUGAAGAACACUGGCAGGGGACCCCCUCUUGGCUUCUACCAUGUCCAAAAUAUUGCAGUAGAGGUGACCAAGUCCUUCAUUGAGUACAUCAAGAGCCAACCCAUUGUGUUUGAGGUCUUCGGCCACUACCAGCAGCACCCAUUCCCACCUCUUUGCAAGGAUGUGCUCAGCCCCCUGAGGCCCUCACGUCGCCACUUCCCCCGGGUCAUGCCACUAUCCAAGCCAGUGCCUGCCACUAAGCUCAGCACCAUGACACGGCCUUCCCCAGGUCCCUGCCAUUGCAAGUAUGACCUGCUGGUCUACUUCGAGAUCUGUGAGCUGGAAGCCAAUGGCGAUUACAUCCCUGCUGUGGUAGACCACCGUGGCGGGAUGCCAUGCAUGGGGACCUUCCUUCUCCACCAGGGCAUCCAGAGACGGAUAACCGUGACGCUGUUGCAUGAGACUGGAAGCCACAUCCGCUGGAAGGAAGUGCGAGAGCUGGUUGUGGGUCGUAUCCGAAACACUCCAGAAACUGACGAAUCUCUGAUUGACCCCAACAUCUUGUCCCUCAACAUCCUCUCAUCGGGAUAUGUCCACCCAGCCCAGGAUGACCGGCAGUUUCUUGAUUCGGACAUACCUAGCGUUUCCUUCGGAAAUGACACUAGGACCUUCUACCAGUUUGAAGCAGCCUGGGACAGCUCCAUGCAUAACUCUCUCCUGCUGAACCGUGUCACCCCUUACCGGGAGAAAAUCUACAUGACCCUCUCUGCCUACAUUGAGAUGGAGAACUGCACCCAGCCAGCUGUCAUCACCAAGGACUUCUGCAUGGUUUUCUACUCUCGUGACGCGAAGCUACCUGCCUCACGCUCCAUUCGCAACCUGUUCGGCAGUGGGAGCCUGAGGGCCACAGAAGGCAACCGUGUGACUGGUGUAUAUGAGCUCAGCCUUUGCCAUGUGGCCGACGCAGGUAGCCCAGGGAUGCAGCGCCGGCGCCGGAGGGUGCUGGACACAUCAGUGGCCUAUGUCCGGGGUGAGGAGAACCUGGCUGGCUGGAGGCCUCGGAGUGACAGCCUGAUCCUGGACCAUCAGUGGGAGCUGGAGAAACUGAGCCUCCUACAGGAGGUGGAGAAGACGCGGCACUACCUGCUCCUAAGGGAGAAGCUGGAGACCACCCAGCGGCCUGGCCCUGAGGCGCUGUCCCCAGCCUCCAGCGAGGACUCUGAGUCCCGCAGCUCCUCAGGUGCCUCUUCCCCACUGUCUGCUGAGGGUCAACCAUCACCUCUGGAGGCCCCCAAUGAGAGGCAGAGGGAGCUGGCUGUCAAGUGCUUACGACUCCUCAUGCACACAUUCAACAGAGAGUACACCCACAGCCACGUCUGUAUCAGUGCCAGCGAGAGCAAGCUCUCUGAGAUGUCUGUCACCCUGAUGCGGGACCCAUCCAUGUCCCCUCUGGGUGCAGCUACGCUCACCCCCUCCUCCACUUGCCCCUCUCUGAUUGAAGGACGCUAUGGUGCCACCGAUGUGAGGACCCCCCAGCCCUGCUCCCGGCCCGCCAGCCCAGAGCCUGAGCUCCUGCCAGAACUUGACUCCAAGAAGACUCCCUCCCCUAUUGGAGCAACAGAGGCAGACAAGGAGCCCCAGCGUCUGCUGGUCCCUGACAUCCAAGAGAUCCGAGUCAGCCCAAUCGUCUCCAAGAAGGGGUACUUGCACUUCCUGGAACCACACACGGCUGGCUGGGCCAAGCGCUUUGUGGUGGUACGGCGUCCCUACGCCUACAUGUACAACAGCGACAAGGACACCGUAGAGAGAUUUGUGCUCAACCUCUCCACUGCCCAGGUGGAAUACAGCGAGGACCAGCAGGCCAUGCUCAAGACACCCAACACGUUUGCUGUGUGCACUGAGCACCGAGGCAUCCUGCUGCAGGCCAACAGUGACAAGGACAUGCACGACUGGCUGUAUGCCUUCAACCCGCUCCUGGCUGGGACAAUUCGGUCCAAGCUCUCCCGGAGGAGAUCUGCGCAGAUGCGGGUCUGAGCCGAAGCCUUCCGGACAUCCAGUGGCCCAGACCACUCCCCUGUCCUGUCAUCUGUCCCUGUCAUCUGCCACUCAGCCCUUCCCCCACAAGGGGACACCUGUGCUGGGCCCAGCAACCCCAUCUCUUGGCGGGAGGCCUAUGCCACAUGACGAAUUGUGCCCCCCAGAGGUUGUGUGUGUUCUUCUUUCUUCCAAAGUUGCUGUGGUGGGAAGUUCGGAAUGCCAGGAAGGUCAGAGGGCACAAGACCCAGGGUAUUGCCACUGUUCUAAUAUUUUUUUAAGCAUAGACAGACUUAUAAUUAAUAUACAUUAGUUAGUGGUGUUGAAACAGUCCUCUGAGACAUUAACUAUAAGACUGUGUUCUGUUUAUAAGUAUUUAUUUCUAAUGCCUCCAAGUAGGACUGUAAGGUUCAUGUGGAGCUCUCCCCAACACCCUGCCUCCCCUGACACCCCAGCCUAGGCCCUGUUGGUUCCCACGUAUGUCUCCAGCCUGCCAGGAGCAGAGAGAGGGAGGAGUGUGAACAAGCCACGGCUCCUAACAGCUGGCCCAGGGAUGCUCCGCCCUGGCCAGUUUUGUCUGAGAUGCACCCACCAGGGUAUGUAUGUGAGGGGUCUGCAAGUCCCAAGACUUAGGCAACUCAGAAGGUGCUGCCUGCUGCUUCUGAGGGAACAACUCCCAAGAUGGCGCACUAAGGGUGGUGCAGGCAGCUUCAGUCCCGGAGUGGGGAGGAUCAGAUGAGAUGUAGGGAAGGUCAGCCCCUGCUAGGCAGUGCAGACUGGCUCCGGCUGGGCUGUGUCCAGGCUGCUGGGUAAGGUGGUGGGUUUACACGGGGCUGGGGGUGGGCAGAGUCUGCUGGUGUUCAGGAUGGGGUCUCUGACUUUAGCCUUGGGUGUCAGUGAGAAGAGGGGUGGAUAUGUAUCUGUGGGAAGGUUCUGUGAUCAGCGAUCCCUUACAGUCUCUGCCCCGCCGGUAGAUCUCCUCUGUCAGUCUCAGCAAGAGAACUCCAGGAGCGAUGUGUGUCCUUGUCAGGCAGAUGAGGGUGACCUUGGCAAAGGGACUCUCCCCUUUUGCAUCUGUUGAAUUUCCAUACCACGGGCCCAUUUGGAAAACCAGAAUCCGAACCUCAAGUCCCCAGCGUCCAUCAGGAGCAAUCACACUCAGCCAUUUCAGAACUCUCUCGUCACCUUAACCAGCCCCUCCCCCUCCAGAUAAACUGCUGGGUUUGAGCUCCCUGUCAGCCCAGGCUGUCUCCACAUGUCUCCACAUGACAUGACAUGACAUGGAUAUUCUUAAGACUGUUCACAGCAUCUCUACUGACUGGAGAGAGACAUAAGGGAAGGCUCUGGUUUCAAGGUCCCUCGGCAUCGUUAUCAAGGGCCCUGCCCUUCAUCCAGGCGUCAAGAUACAGGGUGGUGGCAAGGUUUCUACUGGUGGCAGUGUGUGCACCUGCCAGCCAGUGUGAGUCUUGCUGAAGCUGAGAAUUCACCCAUCACUGGGGUCAGUUGCUGUAUGGAUGGCCACCAUCAUGCUUGGCCUUGCCUCAUCCCCAGGACCUGAGGUAACAGUCCUUAGCAUCAGGUCUCAGGAAACCCUGUCUUUGAAAUAUAGGAUAAGGCUUACUUCUAAGAAUCCAGAUCAAGAUGUCUACCCCCGACCAAAAUUAAACCAUAACCAGAAACCAGGUGACCUGUGCUGUCCAAUGUGGACCUUGAAGGCAGGAGGCUGAGAUGCAGAGUGGAGAGGAGACAUCUGGGUCCUUAACAAGCUCACUCUGGUACUCAUGACCUCCUCAAAGAAGGGAAAGAGCGAGUUACUUAAAUUUCUUGGUUCCCAAGAGCCACACAGCCACACAGCCCCCAGCAGGCAGAGAGACAGUCAGGCCUGCCAUGCUCGCUCAGGUCAGCCAGCCUGAAGCUGAGGCCUUGGAAGAGUCUGGCUCCACCCAGCAUGUGGGUGUCUGAGGCCAGCCAACCUACAGAGCACCUGUGCCUGGGUCGGGUUGUAGAAAGGUUAAGAACUCUACCCCCACCCCCCACUCCACCACCCCCCCCACACCAUUCAGGGGCCAUUCCAUUUCGGUCCAGUGCUAUCCUGGUAUUGUUUGGGAACCAAGGUGGGCUCCCUGCUUUUGUGGGAGGCCCUGAGUCAGAGCGUAGUAACCAGAACUGAUUGAGCAAGAACUCCAUCUACAGCUCAGGAAACCUGAUUUCUUCAUGCCCUUCCUACCCAAAACUAUCAUGUCAGCUGAAGGUCAUUCAUCCGACAGCUGAGACACGGAGGGCUGACUUGGAGACCGGGGGUGGGCUCAUGUCAUCAAGAAGCAGGUCUCCCUAGCUGAGGCCUGUUUCCUGCUAAGUGCAAGGAAUGAGAUGGGUCCAGAAAAUACUACCACGGACAGUUUGGUUCUGAUACUUGAUGCUUCAUAGGCUGUAACCUCAAUUUAGUUUGGGAUAAUCAUCUUUCCUGGAGAAGGUGGGCUGCUUCUGCGUCCUAGGAGAACCCAGGGCUGGGUUCUUGUGAUACCCUGCUAAUGCCUGGAUAAGACAUCUAAGGCCUCCUGUCCUGCUCCAAGCAAUCAUGCUAACAUGUUAUUCAACACACACACACACACACACACACACACACACACACGUACUAAAUUGCUCUCCUCAUCUAUUUCGGCCCCUGGAGACCCCUGGAUAUCUUGGGAUUACUGAAUAUGGCUGAUGUUACAGAUGUGAACAAGGCUGAGGUGUUGAUCCUCUGCUCCACCCAGCAUGGGGACCUCACAAGACACAUUCCUUUACCCCUGGGUCUGGAGCCAUGCAGUCCCCCACGAUGGACAGAUGCUGUGGCUGACCUGAGUCUCCCCAUGAGCCUGGACCUCCUGUAGUUUGUCUAUCCUGAGGGCUCCCCUGCAACUCAGAGGCUGUGUCCCUGACUUGUACAUAUGUGAUUGCUGUGGGCACCCCCUGGCCCCUGUGUCGUAACCAUCUGACGUAAUGACUAGUAUCCUGCUGUUUACACCUGAGUGUUAGCUGUAGGCUCCUGUACUGUUUGUGUGCACUUAGGGCUUUGUCCAAUUAAGAAAUAAACGUGGCUCUCAUGCAACACACAACCAUU
Onychomys torridus (southern grasshopper mouse) is the source of this 8701-nucleotide messenger RNA. It is a transcript of the gene Kif1a, whose product is annotated as kinesin family member 1A. Bases 187 to 5598 code for a protein of 1803 amino acids. The transcript has 51 exons. Gene Ontology annotation, molecular function: microtubule motor activity; ATP binding; microtubule binding. The record is from RefSeq and is a predicted model, not a curated record. Gene Ontology annotation, biological process: microtubule-based movement. Lineage: Eukaryota; Metazoa; Chordata; Mammalia; Rodentia; Cricetidae.